AUGCCCAAGCCACAAGCGAAGCCCCCGGCCACGGAGAAGCCAGCCUCAUCUGCUGCUGGCAAGAAGCAGCAGAAGACCAAAAAGCCCCAGCCAGCCCUCCCUGCUGACAAGCAGCCAAGGAAGCCCCAGCCCCAGGCAUGCCCACACCGGGACACCGCCAGGGCCACGCCCGCCACCACGGCCGAGACCACCCCCGUCGUCGACGAGACCCUCGCCGAGCCCCGGCCCGAGCCCCAGACCCAGGCCAUGGAGACGGACAUCCCCGUGGUGACACCACGGCCCCCAACCACCCCGAAGAGCAGGAUUCCACCAGUAAUCCUGCGUGACGGCCGGAGAUGGAAAAAAUGA
Molecule: messenger RNA, 348 nt
Organism: Zophobas morio
Lineage: Eukaryota; Metazoa; Arthropoda; Insecta; Coleoptera; Tenebrionidae
Exons: 1
Coding region: 1-348 (115 amino acids)
Source: RefSeq, a predicted model, not a curated record